UGCGCGUCGUCUCCCUCUCUGCGGCUCUUGCUGGUUGCUGUCAUCAUGCAGGUGGAAUCUGCGCAGUUCGGAAUAAGGAUCUCCUACAGACUCCCGAACCGAGCCGCUGCGUUCGGACUCGCGGGAGGACUUGGACCAACAACAGGAGCAAUAGAAACAUCCUUUUUAUUUUUAUACUACUUACCGUCAUUGUUUUUACUUGAUGACUUUUACAAAUGAUGAGUGCACAGAUGACUUUGAUCUUGGAGGCGUGGAUGCGGAAGAAAUAACUGUUGUGUUGCUCCAAAGUGUUGUUCCCUCCUGACGCACGCAGUCCAGCUCAGCGGGAGACGCAUAGGAUGCCAUAUGAACACCAUCCUGGAGGAAGUGACCCUCUCGGCUUGACAGCAGCAGGAAACAACCUGAAAUUGACCAGAAGGACGUGAUCUGCUCGGCUGGAACGCGCUGUAACGAUGGAAGAAAGCACGAGCGGCGAAACCCUCCCAGAUCUGAAAGAUAUAGAGAUGAAAAUCGGACGGAAGACUCCCGAGGGUCUGCUCAGGUGGAUCCGAGAAGAUGCGUCCUCUCUCCGGGGAGACACCAAACUGGCCGCCCUUCUUGAUACCAGUAAGGACAUCGGGAGAAAGAGUUUGGAUGACAAGAUUAGAAAACUGAGGAUGGAGAUGGCUCAUUUACGCUCAGUGGAUGUAAAGAUUCUGCAACAGUUACUUGCUGUCCACGAGGGUAUCGAGGCAGUGAAGUGGCUGAUGGAGGAGCGCAGCACGCUGACCAGCAAUUGCAGCAGCCUGACCAGCAGCCAGUACAGUCUAGUGGAAGGACCCGACACCUCCUGGAGGGGCUCCUGGAGCAGCCUGCAGGAUCCCACUAAUGACAAACUGGACAACAUUUCGAUUGGCAGCUACCUGGACACUCUGGCUGACGACAUGGACGAGUAUUGCCCCUCAAGCUCAGAGUCGGUCAUCUGCUCCACCACUCCAUUAGUCUCAGAGGCUACUGCUGGGGGUCACAUAACGGGAGGAUCUAGGGUCACGGUGUCUGGGACAGGACCUAGAAUGGGGGUCCGGUCAGGCAAUGGUGCUGGAACUGGGAUUUGGUCUGGGACAACUAACAGUCUAAAAAGGGAUGGAGGUGAGCCAGAGGUUAGAGGUGGACCUGUGAAUAUUGUGAGAAGUGUUGUUACUGCGGCUGAUAGCAGUGGAGCUGGAGAACCAGCAGUCACAUCCGAGGACUCCAAGUCAGAUGCUCCAGUCUGGACCAAGCCUGCAGGGGUGGAUAAAGCAAGCUUUGUUUCAAAGGAAAACACUCAGACACAGUCGAAGAAGGCUAAUGGCAUCAUGGAGAAACCAACAGCAAAUAUAAGCAGCCCAACUCGCAAAGGUCUCAGUGAGAAACUGGGAAAAAGCCAAAGCCCAAUAGUCAAGCCUUGCAAAAAUGGAAAAAUUGAUUUGGAAACAUGCAAACUGAACGGUAAAAUGCACCUGGAGUACGACGCUCACUGGCACUGGGUACAGUCACAAGAAGAUGUGACAUUUUUGUAAAAACAAUCUAGGUAAAGCGGACAAUAAAUGCUUGUUUAGCAGAAUCAAGGCCAAGUCAUCAAAGGUUAAAUAAGAGUGAAUUACAGAGUGAGACGCACACAGUGAGGCUUCCCUCAGUGGGUUUAAUAGACGUUAACAUAUCUAUCUGGUGUUCCCUUGUGGUGUUCCCACUGGUGUGGGAAUCUGGUGUUCCCGACACUAACUUUAUAGAAAACAGCAUUGAUGUCAAUAUUAAGGUGGAUGCACAUGACAGGAUUUAUGCCUGUUCUCCGGGCUGCCUCACAAAUGUAGAAGAAUAAAACACUUUCAAAAUCAGUGCUAUUCUUUUCUCAGGAUGAAAUUUAGCAUUCUCUGUUUUAAUUGAAUAUUUUUUAGUUUUUAUUACAAAUAAAGCACAGUGACGGGAUCUGCCAGAGAGAGACAUUUAAAGGUGCAAUAUGUAAGAAUGGAAUAAGAAAGAAAUCCUGUGGUCACAUUUUGGUGAGAGUCUGUUUUUCUGAACAAAAAGUGACUUUCUCACUCCCUUUCUGUGAGUUUCAUGGCAGUUGCCAGUUACAGCACCAGAAGAUUCUAGAGAAGUGAAGACAAGUCAUACUCUAGCCUCUUUUAGAAAACAAUGCCGCCAAUUUGCCACAACGCUGAGCCGGCAUCUGGGAGUCUUACCCCAAAAUUCCACUAUCUCCACUCCGCUGCGCUCCGCUCCGGCACGAACUCUGCAGCAAAAACGGUCCCGUUGUAGUCAAUCAGAGCUGUUCCACUACUGCAGCCGUGCGCCGCAGUCAAUGGACAGAAAUCACAACCGCCCAACAGGAAAGGGAGCAAGCACAACUUCCGUUAUUUCACAAUAAAUCGAUAACAAAAGCGUUUUUUUGUUUCAUAUGCACAGGUUUAACAACUUUUAACAACCAUCAAUGGCGGUUGAACUUUAAAUGCACAAAAAUAAGCCAUAAAUACAGUUUCCACUAUCAAAGUAGUCACACUUUGUUGAUCCAAACAUUGCUGAUCUCUCAACACAAAUGAUGGGCAGAUUAAACAGUUCAUUUCGAUGCUUCUCCCACACAACGGGUGUUUGGAUCUAACUUCCGCGUUUAUUGCUCGGACUAUCGCAAGAUCUCGAAAAUCCCGCGGAUGCCUGUUUGCGCACCUCAGUUCUCCGCACCGGAGCGGAGCCGUUGUAGAGCGGGUACCAGUAUAACUUGAGUUCAGAAACGAGCGGCAGCGGAAAGGGGGGGCGGAGCAAAGCGGAGAUAGUGGAAUUUUGGGGUUAGGUUGUUUAUAAGUGGUCAGACCUUGGUAGUGAUGUGGCGCAUUCGUGUCCUUUUUACAAAACAUUACGCAAUGCCGGUAUAAAGGGGUGUGGGGGCCUUUUUUUCUUGGACAUAACUGGCUUUUCAUUGCAAUCGUAGCUCCGCUCGUUAAGUUUUUUUAACAGGUCGUUCCUAAAGGUGUUUGUCCUCCACCGUCCUAAUCGUUCUCUGGUGAUCUGACCUCCAGUUCCAACAGAAAGAAGCUCCUGGAGCUCUGCAUCGCUCCAGUUUAUCAUGUCAGCUGGUUCUGUUAACAAAAGCAAAACUUACUGCUCGUGUUUACUUUCAUUUUCAAUGUAGUUGCCGGCCAGAGCUCGGCAGUAACUCCUCACGUGAUCAUGACGCCUCCCUCUGUUGCGCCAAGGCGUAAUAUGCAUUCACAAGUCCAGUGUUGCAGUAACAUUACUACUAAGUGUGGUGUUACUAAUCCUAUAAAAUUCCCUUAUUGCCAUGCCGCCACGGAGCAUUCAUAAGGGCAUCUCCACCGCCGCUACAUGCUUGCUUAGCAUGAGGAUUGCUGUAAAAUCACUGACGCAAGUCAGUGACUCGAUGCAAUUUUGAGGGUUCCUUAUAUAGGAAACUUUGUUUCUGAUUGGCUUAAUGAACUGACCUGUAUUGGAAUGUUUACUAUGUGAAGUGCCUUGAGACGACUCUUGUCGUGAUUUGGCGCUUUAAAAAUAAACUUGAAUUGAAUAAGACCCACCGUGGCGGCAGUAUUAUGCUGAUUUGCCAGCAUAGUGGGCCUUCUAAAAAAGGGCUAAAGUAAGUUGAUAAGUAGGUAAAUAUUUAUUUCUGGUGUUAGCACUCUUGGGUGUUUUACAGUAAAGAGCGCUUAAUACACUUUUGUCUAUCGCGUCGGAGGGAGUGUGGUUGUAUUAAUAUUCGCUUGCUGUUAUAGUUCUGAAUGACUCGUUAAAAGAAAUAAAACACCACGAUUGACUCAUUAUUAACUUCACACAUAUAUAUCACUGUAAUAUCAAGUUGCUUCUAAUUACCUGUUAGCAUUGUUAGCUCAACAUUAGCCUCUAGUCUGCUUUACCUGAUAACAGAAAAUGGUAAAUGGCCUGUAUUUGAUAUAGCGCCUUCUAGAGUCCUGGACCCCUCAAGGCGCUUUACAACACAAUCAGUCAUUCAUCCAUUCACACACACAUUCACACACUGGUGGGGAUGAACUACAAUGUAGCCACAGCUGCCCUGGGGCACACUGACAGAGGCGAGGCUGCUGAGCACUGGCGCCACCGGUCCCUCCGACCACCACCAGCAGGCAACGUGGGUUAAGUGUCUUGCCCAAGGACACAACGAUAGCGACAGACUGAGCGGGGCUCGAACCUGCAACCUUCCGAUUACGGGGCGAGCACUUAACUCCUGUGCCACUGUCACCCCCAUGUUUAGAAAAAAAACAUAACAAUGCCGUGGCCUCCUAGUGGUACAAGAAAUAACUUCUGGGUCGCUCCGGUUUACUGACUUCAGUUCUUUAAACAACUCUGGUGCUUUUACCUGGCCGGUGUCAAAUUACAAUUGCUGGCACUGCAGCGUUAGCUUGGCGCAGACUCUGCAUUCCUGCAGGCUCACAGAGUGUAAACAGUGACUACGUCCCAUUUUGACUAUUUUAAAAGGAGAAAAACUGGCAACCCCCCAGCAGAAUCAGAAGGAAAUUUCUUUCAAUUUAACCUUCCAGAUAUUAAACAGUUUUGUGAUUAUUUCCUUGUAAAAUUCUUACAUAUUGUUCCUUUGAAUUCUGAGCUGAAUUUUUGAAAAUAUUUGGAACUUUUUCCUACAAUCAUAACUUCUUUUCAGUUUCAGAAUUGUUUUAUACUUUAAAGCUUAUUCUUCAAAUUCAACAAUCAGCUGUUUUACUAAACGCUCGUACAUUUUAAACAGACAAUAAAUAAAUUCGGAUUUUUAUUCCCAAAGACUUUUUGAGUAAAAAACAGGAAAACUUCCUGUGAUCCACCUUGUUGUUGAAUAAAAAACAGGAAAACUUCCUGUGAUCCAUCUUGUUGCAUCCUAACCCUCAAGUUGGGACAAUCCAACAAAGAAAUGGCUCCUAAAUAACAAUAUAAUAUGGCCAAACCCCUUUUCCCACAGUGAAACCCCUUAAAAAAAUUACAUUGUGUAGAUUUACUUAUAUGCAAGUAUUAAACAGUACUAUCUUGAAAUUAGUGCGCAUGUUUUUGCCAAAAAUGUCUGACUGUAGAUGAUAUUAUUGAAGAAAAAAACUGAGGUUUAAAAAAAUUUACACACAAUAAUAAUAAACAUUCAAUGAUAUUUAUGUGUCUGUGGGCUUUUACCUCAAUGCAACCAUCUACAAUAUUGUAAAUUCACAAAGUUACAACCCAGCUGUGCAUCUGGUAUUAGCUGUGGCUGACUUUAUGCAAAUCCUGAAUAUAUAGCUUAUUUUUUUUAUUUAUUAUGAUUAGUUUAGCUUGUCCUAAUUUUAUUUAAUUCUGAAGUUGUGCCUAAUUAAUGUAAACAACACAAUCCUGUCUUUGUCCUCAGACGAUUGCAGUGUUGUAAUGAUGAUCGGAAUGUUUUGAUUGGUUGUGUUUCUUGCUUUUGGGUGCCCCAGCCUCUGCUUGUGUGUAUAAAUAGCAAGACCAACAAUCUUUGUGCUUUCUUUAUGUGGUUGUGUUCUGUGUUGACUGGUAAUUUUGUUCUGCUGACUGGAGAGAUGCUACAUGGUUAGCUUUAGUGUUAGAAACGUGUGGAAGACUGAAAAAUCAGGCAAUAAUUGGCGAGUCUGUCUUCUGUUUUAUUAAAGCAGAAACUUGCAGGAAAAUGAAUCAGAUCAAAAAGUAUUUUCUCCAGUAGAUGACACGGCUACUGCUGAGCAAGUGCAUUUUUAUGAGCGUAAAACAGAUUCAUGUCUACUGCCCUAAAGAUGAGCCCAGCUGAUGUCUGAGCCGGAUGUCGGUAGAUGAGUCCCGAAAGGUUAACGAAACAUUUUUUGGCUCACUCUUCACUAUAUUCAUCCUGUCAGUGAGCAUUUAGUCUUGUAAAUGUUUAUGGAGUAGUAGACCACAACUAUGACUCAGAGGCAAAUAUCUUGUGUUGUCUCUGCGAUAAAUGUGUUCUCGUGGAAAAUUAAUCUGACCCGUGCAUGAGCCAGAGUUUCUGCAGCCACCAAAACAAAUGACGGUGUGUUAGCCCGGGCCUAAUGGCAUCAGAAUGAAGAUUUUAACUCUGUUUAUUGGCUCUGAAACCAUUUUGUUGAGUAUUUUAUUGCUAGCUGAGAAAGUGUUCUGUUCUCAUAUGCAGGUAAAAUUGAUAACCAUGUUAUUACAGUUUAAAUACAUGCUUCACUGGAUUCAGACAGGACAGAAAGUGACCUUUUUAUUCCUUCUGCUGCCUCAUUAGUUUGUCUUUUUAAAACUAGUUUCCCUGAUGGUUGGUGGGAGUAUAACCUCUAAAUAUAAAAGAUUUUUAGCCGUUUUAUUGAUAAUGUGACAUGUUACCCAUGCUUCCUUUAUAGGAGUUCUGGGAAAUUUCUGGGAGGUGGGAAGGUGACAGGAAUAAUGUCAUGGCUCAGUCCUCUCAGGUCAGCAUAUUGCAAACGUUUCAGCAGUGAGCGAUGUCGCUGAUCAGCACCAAACGACGUCCUCGAGCAUUAAUAAAACAUUCGGCUAAAAGUUUCAUUUAGUCAGAAUAUAUAAUUUAAUCCAUUCAAGAGACAGAAAACACCGUUUGAGAUGUGAAAAGAGGCUCUGAAUGACCACAAGAUGUGCUUAUUUAGUUUUCUUUACAGUAUUUCCAUAAAACAAUGUGACGUUCGGUGUUCGGAGGGACUUCUGAAGCAUUGUUCGGCGUUAGGAGUUUAGAAACAGUGAUUUUACAGUAGCGUGAAAGCUGCUUACUUUCUUUUCCUUCCUUUCUGCUUCACCAAAAACUCUUCAGAUCCUACAUAUCAUGAUUGUUGAGCAAAGUCCUCCGACAUCAUUUCCCACUGACUUACAACCAAUCAGCAUGAAGUCCAGAACAAUUCAAUUCGAUUAAAAAAUACUUUAUUAAUCCCAGAGGGAAAUUGAUUGCUGUAGUAGCUCAGAAUAAUAAUAAUCAAGUCAUCAAAGAGUUAUUGUAUAUUACAAUGGCUGUUGGCAGGAAGGAUCUCCAGUAGCGGUCAGUGUUGCAGCCAAACUGAAGAAACCUCUGACUGAAGACACUCUUGCGUUGUCGGACAGUCUUGUGAAGAGAAUGCUCAGGGUUGUCCAUCAUUUUCUUGAUUCUCUGGAGAAUCCUUCUUUGCAUUAUCUCCUCCAGCGGUUCCGAAACUGCCGAAACUCUGGCUGAGUCCUUGAAAGGGCUUGGAGUUCCUCCAUCUUGUUGGCCAGUGAUCUCACAUUGCCCAUUAUGAUCGAUGGAGGAGAUGGUUUGAAUUUCCUCUUUGUCUCCGUUUUGCUCCCGCUCUGCACCCACGCUUCUUGCGUUUUAGCUCAUUUGGGAUUUGUGGCUUCAGUUGAGGUAUUAUUUCAGCCUUUCCAAUGUUAGUCAGCUGCUCCCGAUUGUAAACCAGCUUGUUGCCAUGGUUACGCAUCAUAACAAAUGCUCAAAAGUGGAAAAAAUAGCAGUAAAAAAUCCUCUAAGCUUCACAGCACCAGAAACAGAAAAAUAAAAUGUCCAAAAAAAUACCGUUUUCCUUGGGAAACUAGAAGAAAAAAUGUCCAAGAAAAGGCAAAACUUACAUAUAGUCAACAGAGCUACUCCAACAUGCAGCCGCCCAGAGCAGCGCAGUUCCGGAAAAAAAAAAAACAACCAAAAACGAACGUCUACUGGGUCUUUCCCGAGUACAUACCCCAGUUCCAGUACUGGAUUGGUACCUUAAAUCUCCUCUUGGUCAUGUGAAUGCAACGAAGGUCUGUUUGGAAUUACCCAGAAAUUCCUAUAGUGGAAAAGGCCUAUCAAAAACCUCAGCGGCACAUAGAAAGCACACUUCUGCAUGCUUGAUAUAUAUAUAAGUAAUUCCCCUAAUAGAGAACGCCGUUUGCAGCAGGAGAAAAUUGCACACAUAACUUUUGUGCAGAAAGUACUUUAAGUGGUUCUAAAGAGAAACAGCUAAAAUGCAUCUGUAACACACUGAAAUGUAAAACAACAUAAUUGCUUACAAUGAUGUAAAAUAAGUUGUAACUGCAUUCGGAUUUAGAUGAGUCAGCCUAUUAUAACGUGAGCAGGCCAGGGUUUCUUUCAGCCAUAUUUCUUCUUCCCUCCGUGCAGCCAUGAUUUAGACGUUAAAACCAACAUCUAUUCAUCUAAACCACUGAAGUGUUUCCUCUCUUUUCCUCCUGGCGUUCCUUUCAUCCUUCUUUCUGCCACCCCAGUGGUUUGAUGGAAACAUUCGGUCUGUGCCAACAAACACAUCAUGAGCGCCCAAUGCCCUCUCGCUGGAGACAGCACCAUAAAGCCGACACCGGAGUAACAAGGACAAGUGAGGAGAACUAGACCCUGAGCUCUGGAACAAAUACAAACACCUCCUCGUACGAGAAAGACGUCUGCCUAUAUCUUCCAGUGACAGUACAGACAUGAACUCAUUUGAGUCAUCCUUUCCUUUUAACAUAAAACAAUAUUACAGACUAAAGAAAUAGGUCUGCUCUGCUAGUUUGUGGUUUUCUUUCCAAACGAGCUGAGGCAACGGAAAGAAAAUAGUGCAGGAGACAGAGCUGUCAAACUCAUUACAUCAGCCCUAUAGUGUGUCUUUCUGGAGAUAUGCUGCAGCCAAUAAUGGUUUAAUGUACUUUCUCCAGUCAGGUCCAGUUUAAAUUUGGAACAUAAUCACUACUUUAACCACUUUAUAGCAGAGAUUUACAGAACAGCGAUUAUUUGUGGUCUGAUCAUUUCUGCACGUGAGUUAGAAGCGUUACUAAAGCUUUUGGAAAACAGAUUUUGCACAAAGAGAAUGUAUUUUUGGAGUAAAUGAAGAUAUGCAAAUAACUUACUUUGAGUUCUGUUAUUGUUAUCGAGUGCCUGAUGUGCGCUGGUGUGUUUUUCUAAGCAUUGAGUACCUGCUCCCUCACGCUAUUCUGGGAACAAGAUAAAUGGCGUGAUUAGAUGAGUGGAUAUCCACGUUGUGGUUGCCAUGGCAAUGGGGUUGAGCAGGCGCCAGCUCUUGUGGUUAUAUAAAACAAUACUUGCAGUGGUGGAAGUGGAGGCACUUUGUUUAAUGGCAGAUGAAACAAUUAAAACAUCUGAUAAUUUAAAGUACACCGGCGUGUGGACACAACGACUUUAACGUGGCUGCUCACAAUGAGUCAGUCCACGAUAUAAUGUAAAACCCGUGUUUUAGUCCCGAGUUGGAAAUUUGGCUUCAGCUGCAGUUUUUAUUUUAGAUUUCUCCAACUGGAAGCUAAGAAAUCUGAUUCCCACGUUCAACUAAAUGCAGCAUGUUGUAAAGCAGUUGGAAAGAUCCAGAUGUGAUCACAGAUGUGCUCAGCACAUGUUGCUUGAUUUGGUGAAAUAAUGAUCUCUUUUUAUGCUUUAAAACUGUUGCAAGUCGUGUUUUACUCCAUUUUAAUUAGAAGGAGCUCAAUUUUAAAUAUUUUCAUGAUCAAAAAUUCCGUUUUAAUACUUUACUGAAAGAAAUUGGACAAACUUAGAAAAUAAUGAGCAAAGAUUUUAAUAGACGUCGGCCGACUGAUAAUGAGAUGUUUGAUGUUGAAUUCUGGUCUCAGAAAAAUAAGCAUUCAGCCACAAAUCAAAUCAAAUUGUAUUCAUGAAGCACUUUUCAUGCAACGAGUGCAACUCAAAGUUCAAGGAAGUUUUCACAAAGUGACAUGUUUCUUUUCCUUGUAUCUUCUUCAUAUUUCGAGCAUUUGCUUGUCUGUGUCUGUUCACAUCUCAAAAUGCUGAUAGAAAAUGGAAACGAGUCCCACUGAGAGCUCACUGGACCAGAUCUCAACGAUCCAGAUCCAAACCUCAACCCAGCCAAAACAAAGCAGUUUAAAGAUGAAAGCCUCAGAGGCCAUCGGUGGUUCAGCUGAGUGAUGAUCCCGCCUGACUGAGUGGAACGUCUUGGUUUUAUUUUUCUUUAUUAUUUCGUUAUGCAAUCUAACCAGAUGAACAACAGUUACUUUUCUCUUUGUAAACAGGAAGUGUGCUUCAAUGAUUAACUGGCUGUAAUUGUUGUUAUGGAGAAUUAUAUAUAUGUGGUCUGUAAAUCAAUGAUUAAAGAUAUUUUAAACGUU
Messenger RNA from Nothobranchius furzeri (turquoise killifish), 10017 nucleotides. RefSeq names its product leucine rich adaptor protein 1 (gene lurap1). NCBI's taxonomy places the organism in Eukaryota, Metazoa, Chordata, Actinopteri, Cyprinodontiformes, Nothobranchiidae. The record is from RefSeq and is a predicted model, not a curated record. Gene Ontology annotation, biological process: positive regulation of canonical NF-kappaB signal transduction; positive regulation of cytokine production.